UGGAAUCCCCCUCAGAACUCUAGAUUAAACAAUGCUAUGGCAAAAAAGAUUCCGAGAAUAGCACAAAAAUAUAGUAUAUAUAAGAGAUUUGGUUUAACACUAAUCAAUACAACUGCAACAUUCUUUAUAAUCAUUAAUCAUGAUGUGCAAAUUGUUGUUGGCCACUUUGGCCGUAUAUCUAUGCCUUGAAGCAGCAUCUGCGCAACAUGCUACUGGAUUCAACCCCAAUCAAAAUCGCCAACCCCAUGCAACUGGACUUAUUGUCCCCAAUGGAUAUCAGCGCCACGCUACUGGUUUAAAUCCAGGCCGCCGAACUGGACGCGUCUACAGAGACUUAAGCAGCGCUGACACAGGGAGAAACCAUCGCAAAAUUCUGGGAGCUCAUGCUAACUCAAAUGGACCUACUCAUCCCGGACUUCCACUUGCUCCAGGCCCAGUAAUUCAUCCUCACUAAAAGACUCAAGAGACCCAAAAGCUGAUAUUAUAUCUUUUUGUUAUAGUUUACAAUUGUAAUAUAAAUUUUUAGUUGAAAAA
Molecule: messenger RNA, 534 nt
Organism: Diabrotica virgifera virgifera (western corn rootworm)
Lineage: Eukaryota; Metazoa; Arthropoda; Insecta; Coleoptera; Chrysomelidae
Exons: 3
Coding region: 140-454 (104 amino acids)
Source: RefSeq, a predicted model, not a curated record